This is a messenger RNA of Jaculus jaculus (lesser Egyptian jerboa), 1319 nucleotides long. It is a transcript of the gene Ctsw, whose product is annotated as cathepsin W. Bases 38 to 1138 code for a protein of 366 amino acids. Gene Ontology annotation, molecular function: cysteine-type endopeptidase activity. NCBI's taxonomy places the organism in Eukaryota, Metazoa, Chordata, Mammalia, Rodentia, Dipodidae. The transcript has 10 exons. Gene Ontology annotation, cellular component: lysosome. The record is from RefSeq and is a predicted model, not a curated record.
UGAUACUCACCAUUCAGCACUCAGGGGCUACACCAUCAUGAGACUGUCUGCCCACUUCUCCUGCCUCCUGGUCCUGUUGGUAGCAGGCCUCAGAGAUGCCCUCCAGACCCAGGAUGUACAUCCCCAGCCACUGGAGCUGAUAGAGGUCUUCAAGCUAUUCCAGAUCCACUUCAACCGAAGUUACUCAAACCCAGCAGAGUAUGCUCACCGUCUGGAUAUCUUUGCCCACAACCUGGCCCAGGCUCAGCAACUGCAGGAAGAAGACUUGGGCACAGCAGAGUUUGGGGUGACUCCAUUCAGUGACCUCACAGAGGAAGAAUUUGGCCAGCUCUAUGGGAAUCAGAAGGCAGCUAAAAUGAAUCCUGGGAUGGGCAUAAAGGCGGAGCCUGAAAAAUGGAGGAAACCAGUGCCCUCCACCUGUGACUGGCGCAAGGCAGCUGGCAUCAUCUCACCUAUCAAGAAUCAGGAAAACUGCAAGUGCUGCUGGGCUAUGGCAGCAGCUGGCAACAUUGAGGCCCUGUGGAGCAUCAACUACUGGCCUGUGGAAAUCUCUGUGCAGGAGAUGCUUGACUGUGCCCGCUGUGGAGAUGGCUGUGAGGGUGGCUUUGUGUGGGAUGCGUAUGUAACUGUCCUCAACCAGAGCGGUGUGGCUAGUGAAAAGGAUUACCCAUUUGAAGGGCAGGCCAAACUCCAUAGGUGUCUGGCCAAGAAGUACAAGACAGUGGCCUGGAUCCAGGAUUUCAUCAUGCUGCCCAGCGAUGAGCAGGAAAUUGCUAGUUACUUGGCCACCCAUGGCCCCAUCACGGUGACAAUCAACAUGAAGAUGUUACAGCAUUACCAGAAGGGUGUGCUCAAGGCCAAACCCACCAUGUGUGACCCCCAGCAUGUGGACCAUUGUGUCCUACUGGUGGGUUUUGGCAAGAGCAGUAUAGAAGAGGACAUACGAGUGGAGACAGUCUCUUCCCGGUCUCACCGUCCCACCCCAUACUGGAUUGUGAAAAACUCCUGGGGGGCCAACUGGGGUGAAGAGGGUUACUUCAGGCUGUACCGGGGGGCCAAUACGUGUGGCAUUACCAAGUACCCACUCACAGCCCGUGUGAACCAACAAGUUGAGCAGCAAGUCUCCUGCCCUUCCUGAGGCCAGCAUUGCCCCUCAGCCUCUCCCACAUGCCAGCUACCUUACUUGCCUAACCCACCCUUAAGGCUUGUCUGCUUCUUUGCUGUGUGGUUUGAAUAAAUCAAGGUUCAAGUAGACUCAACUGGGUUGUGGGAGGGGAGUGUCAUGAGCCAGUCCCUGAGGGGCAGUGUGUACAUCCUCA